Messenger RNA from Schistocerca piceifrons (Central American locust), 1311 nucleotides. RefSeq names its product venom carboxylesterase-6-like. The transcript has 8 exons. The record is from RefSeq and is a predicted model, not a curated record. Bases 1 to 1311 code for a protein of 436 amino acids. NCBI's taxonomy places the organism in Eukaryota, Metazoa, Arthropoda, Insecta, Orthoptera, Acrididae.
AUGCGCAGUGCGGUACUUCUCCUGGUCGGCGCCCUCUGGGUGGGACUCUCGGACUCGGCACCUCGAACACAGCUUCAGCAGGGGGAGGACGUGUUUGUCACUGUGGAGACGGGUGCCCUCAGGGGCGUUGUGUCGACGUCGCUCAACGGCACCCUCUACAGCAAGUUCGUCGGCAUCCCCUUCGCCACCCCGCCGCUCGGUGACCUCCACUUCAGGAAAGGUCGUGGCUCUGAGUACUGCCUGUACGUCAACUUGUACGUGCCCCUGGUGAACGACAGCUCUCCACUGGCCGUGAUGGUCAACAUCCACGGUGGCGGCUACACGACGGGUUCCUCUAGAUUUAGAAGGCCUGAUUUCUUCAUGGACAAGGGCGUUCUGGUGGUCACUUUCAACUAUCGCCUCGGUUCCAUUGUUUUCCUGAGCCUGCAGAACGACGACAUCCCUGGCAACGCUGGCCUCAAGGACCAGGUGUUCGCCCUACAGUGGGUGCAACGCAACAUUGACGCCUUCGGCGGCGACCCGGACAAGGUCACCAUCUUCGGGGAGAGCGCAGGCGGCUCCUCCACGUCACACUUGUUCCUCUCCCCGGCUACGAAAGGUCUGUUCCGUCGAGCGAUCAUGGAGAGCGGCGUAGCAAACGGCAACUGGAGCGUGGAGCAGACCCCCAGAGAGAAGGCGUACCGCCUGGCGGCGGCGCUCGGCUUCCAGACGCAGGGCGACAACGACUCGGCCGUCGUUGCCUUCCUGAGGGCCGCCGACCACACAGACCUCACCAGGGACAACAGCCAGGCCCUCUCAGACUUCGAGAAGCGAGGCCGCAAGGGAAUCGCCUUUUCGCCUGUCAUUGAGCCGCAGUCGGACACCGCGGUGGUCACCGGGUCUCCAGGGGACAUCCUGAGGCAGGGCCGCUACAACCAGGUCGCCGUCAUGACGGGCGUCACCUCUGCAGAUGGAAGCGUCAUUGUUGAAUGGAUGAGACAUUUCACGGGCAACGCACAUGUUGUUGCAGCGUCCGGAAUGCAGACAGACGAAGCCUACGCAGCGGACAUAGAGAGCUUCACACUGCUGGUGGGCUCCCAGCUGCCGUUACCAACUGUGGAGCAACAAACCGAAGCGGCAGUAAAGGUGGAGGAUUUCUACUUUGGAGAAGAAGGGUUCUCCGUGGACAAUACCCAAGCUGUUUACGACAUGCAUCAAGCCAACAAAGUCAUAAAUUUGUCAACGAGGGCAUCACGUUAUGUCAUCCAAGUGGUGGGUAACAGGUUGGUGGCCGAAACUUGGGGCAGUAUAUCAGCAACAUUUUGUGCGUGA